AAUAUAGCUGCUUGUGGUGGUGGUGGGAAAGGAAUCACGCCCUGCCGUAAUACAACUUCACAAACUUGUUAGACCUCGAAGCCGAAUCAUCAUGGCCUGUGUGACCAGUGUACGCCGUAUAGGCUAUGCCCACCAAGGUCAGUUUUGUGAGCCUGUACAUUUACCCGACGGUGAGCAGCUAGUUUACGAGAGCGUGAGAUCGGAUGAUAGCGAUGCAGACUACCCUGAUGCAGCAGGUCGGCACGAAGAGUUCUGCCUAGUGUCCAGGGCACGGAAGACCGCUGCCAUACCAGGCGACCGGCGACCCAGGUCAGGUGCGCUGCUAUGCUGUAAUUCUACAGGUGACACCGACAGUGAGGAAUGGGAAAGACAAGCAGUUGAGAAACGCUCGGCUCGUUGUUCUCAUAUGAUGGCCAGAGUUGUCCUAUCGGAUGAGCAGCUCGCCAUCGUAACGUCCCGUGCCCAAGGCUACCAGCAUACAUCAGCCCGAGAGAGCUGCAAUGAACGAUUGCAUCUAAGACGAAGCGAACAACAGAGUGAGCGGUCACGAGAGAAUUCGUCCGAAACGGGCCCCACAGCUCCGAGCAUAAGGAAACCGCCUGUUGCACCCAAGCCCGGCCCGGGGACAUUACUAAAACUAAAAGAGACCAGGCAACCAGAAACGACGCAACGGUCACAAGGAAGGAGUAGAGGAUUGGCGUUCCGUGCAGCGCCUAUGGAAACACAAGGGAUCGUACGCACUCCAGUACAACAACGGAACGGCCAGCUGGAAACUGUGGGAGACAAUCCAGCCAUCCACCGGGCAGCAGGUUCUCCAUGUGUAGCCCAUCGAAGGUCUACGCCUUCGUCUUCAUCUUCACUGGCAGUCGGCAACUCAUCAAAUUCAUCCCACGCCCAGGGCAAUGUUAUGCAUGAAAGCUUGAGGAGAGGAAGGUCCACGAAGUCCAGUUCUAGCGAAGAUCGGAGUGUCAUUCAAUCACCAUCCCCAACAUCUCGAGCACAAACACCACCCGAUAGUAUGCUAAGCACUGUGAAACAACAACCCAAGUCCUCUGGUAGCAGCACCGAACAUAGGAGAAGUCGGGUCGUCUCCAGCACCCAGGAGUCGCAAGGUGCACAGAUACGAGCUACACGGAGGAGCGGCUUCCCAAGUGGCCGGCACAGCACUGGUUCAUCCACUGGCACCGGUGCAGGGGACCGAUGUGCUCCCUCCUUGCGUAGCUCUCAGUCUGCAUCAGGUAGAGUCAAUCCAUGUGCGGGUAUAUCGGAAAAGGCUCCGGACAUUCCCAGCGCACCCAGACCCCGAUCCAGACGGCUAUCUACCUUGGGGCAAUCAGCACAGGCCGUAGUGAGUGCACAUGGACUUGCUAAGCGUACUGAAGGAAGCACGGCCAGCCACAAUGGGCCAACUCGGAAGAUCAUCCACACCAUCGCGAAAACAGCGAUUUCAGUAAUGGAUGACAGUGUCAAGCGCGCCUCUAGCCCUGCCUCCGCAGAGCCCACUCUACCUUCCAACGCAGUGCCGGGCUCGCUUCUCAUGUUCAACCGGGCACGGGGCCUGUACCAACACUGGGCCGUGUACAUUGGAGAUCACAAGGUUGUGCAUCUCACCGGUGCCGAGGAUCAACGUCGCUCUAGCAUACGUCACGUGGUCUCCAGUGUUACUGUGGGUAGUCGCACCCCGGUCGUGCAGAUCAGCGCUCUGGAUGAUGUACUUGGAAGAUGCAGCAUGGUUACAGUCGGCGAUGAGCACUAUGGGAAGGUGCUUGGCAAGCCCUUUCCACCGCAAAUGGUCGUCCAGCGCGCCCUGUCGCAGGUCGGAUGCCGUGGCUACCAGCUGGCGGUUAACAAUUGCGAACAUUUCGCGACCUGGGCAAAGUUUGGCGAGGGCUACAGCUCCCAGAGUGAUACCCACUUCAAGCCACUGCCCUUGUCAUGCCCAGCUGAUCGCUCUCGAGCCCAGUGCGAUGAAGUGACCCAGUCACAACUGGCCGUGGAGAGGCAAGAUUGGGCGAUGGUCUUUACACAGACUACUAGUACGUGGACUGGCUGUGAUCGCCACAGUGCCGAAUACUCUGGCCCCAGCAUCGCAGAAAGUAAGCGCUUUCCUGACCAUGUUCUGAGAAGUCAGCAGCAAGCCACGCAUGGCCCAGACCGCACAGCGCCAUCAGGAGUUGGCCUUGUAGCGGCUAACGGAAAGGGUUGGCUUUGGACAAGCGGGGAACCAGAUCUUUCCCCUGACCAGAAGGGUGCGGACGUCGACGGCUGGGAGAUCAUCCCGUUCACGGACAGCGCCACCGCGGCGAUCGACAUUACCCGUCAGGUGGUUGAGGACUUGCAGACUCGGCGGCGCACGCCCACGAAGAUCGUGGCGCAGCCGCAUCAGAUAGUCAUGUUUCACGCGCCGCUUCGUGACCAGGGCAGAUCUCACCCAGGCAGCGUCCGAUUCGGUGCCGCGUCUUCCAUCGCCUCUUUGCAGCACAUGUGCCGCCGCAACUACAUACAGAGGGAACGUCGCUUUAUCUUCAGCAUGGCCUAUUUCAACGGUCACUGGCUGAUUCUGUCGAGGAAGGACAGUUCACUGGAGGACCAGUGUGUUCUGGCCAGUAAGAAGUACCCAGCGGCUAAGAUCCAGCAGUUCUGGCAGCAAGGAUACACCAUCCCUACCAUGGCAGCUGGCGAUCACUGGAUCGUGGUUGUGGACAAAUCCUGCAACUUGGACUACUCGCCGCCAGAUCAGGGUGGCAGUCAGCUGAUAGAGCUGGUGAGACCCGGCGGUUGCCUGCCCGUGCAUCGCAUACACGAAUACGGGAGAAUGGGCUACAAGCUAACUUGCGCCACAGGAAACUAGAGCUGUCUUUAAAACGGUCUCAAAAUUAGAGACUGCUAUUAAAGACAGCAUGCAUACGUUCGUGUUUCGUACUGUUUACCAAGACUGCCUAGCCACUUGACAGUAUUCCUCACUCUGUGGGAACCAGCCCCUGGUUGGUGAGGAGGCAUCAUAGCCUGUUCGCUUGAUAAAUAAAAUAUAGAGCAACACACCGCACCAUACCGUUCAGCAUGUCACAUCGACGGUCUACUACAUGGUUCUCUUCAUAUUUCAGAUCAGAUUUUUGUAGUUACCUUGAAGUACACAGAUAGGGCCCUUGAUUGAUGGCCGAACCUAUUAGCUCUUUCAGUAUCUGUAGCAUUGAGAAUGAUAGCCGGACAUUAUCAUGAUAUGUCAGUACUUGUAAUUUUGUACAAUAGUGGUUAACAUCCGUACGGCGUACGGGCCUUUCGAGUCCCCCAAACGAACUCUUCUCUAAAAAAAUAUCGAUAUUUUGUGGACGACCUCUAAGGCCAUUUACAUGACUGUACAUGUAUAUCUCCGCCCUACUCCCCGGCACCAUCCGCAUCCUUUCAUGAGGAUGCUCAAGGGGGUGGGGGUGGAGAUCACAAGUAUGCACAGAGUGCUCAAUAACCCAGGCCAGGGGGUCAGAGCCGGAGCAACAAGCACAAAACAACAAUGGAUCAUGGCAAGGCAUUCUCGCAAUUUUGGCAGCUGCGAGACUGCCUUGAGUCGUUGUUUUUUUUUGCAAGGGAACGAACACGUUCGGUUACUAAAUUGGCUUACUUGACUGUGUGGAUUGCGUCGGAGCUGACACCUUUUCUUUCGAAAUUGGAUACGCCUCCAAUUUUUUCCUAACGUUUUUUUCCGCUUGUAAUAUUGUCGCUCACAUGUACAUGUACAU
Molecule: messenger RNA, 3734 nt
Organism: Sycon ciliatum
Lineage: Eukaryota; Metazoa; Porifera; Calcarea; Leucosolenida; Sycettidae
Exons: 1
Coding region: 92-2851 (919 amino acids)
Biological process (GO): N-acylphosphatidylethanolamine metabolic process
Cellular component (GO): cytoplasm
Molecular function (GO): glycerophospholipid phospholipase A1 activity; A2-type glycerophospholipase activity
Source: RefSeq, a predicted model, not a curated record